AUGGACAAACCCACCUUCCCAGCCAGCGCCUCACGAGAGCCCAAUCCUCUCCGACCAUACAGCGCCUACUACCGCGAACCCACCAUCGGCCUUCACCCCUCCGCCUCCCCCUCCCAACCCAUCCACGCCGCAGCCCGAUCAGGACUCAAACCCCCCUCAUCCUCCCUCGGCAGCACAGCCCGAGAUCUCCUCCCCGAAAUCGACCUUGACCUCAAAUCCUCCGCAGGCGAAGCAUGGCAAAACACCCGCAGCCUCUUCGACACCCUCCUCUACCGCUACACCAGCAUCCUACUCGCCCAACCGUUUGAUGUCGCCAAGACAAUACUGCAAGUUUCAUUACCACCGGGGAGUUCAGAAGCAACACCCCAACGCACACGGCUAGAUCCGCGAAGACGAGCCGAUAACAUACGAAACACCAGCAAAGGCCGAAGUAGAACCUACCCAGACGAAGACGAAGAAGACGAGAGCGAAACCGGCAACGAGACCUCCGAAAGCGACAACGAGAUCCCCGACUACUUCACCUCCGGCACAGUCCCACCCCGUUCCCGCUCUCCCCGAAAACGAAGAAGAACACCACCAAGCGAAGAAGCAGAAGGCCUCUCCCCAACCACCACCCCCGGCAACCGCCACGGCGAAGAGCCCUCCUACCACCUCAACCUCAAACGCCCCAACAGCCUCACCCACGUUCUCUCAACCCUCUACACCACCUCGGGCGCCGUGGGCCUCUGGCGCGGAACAAACACCACAUUCCUCUACUCCGCCCUCCUCCGCACCACCGACUCCUUCCUGCGAAGUCUCCUUCUCGCCCUCCUAGGUCUGCCCGAGAUCACCGGCCCGGAGCAGAACGGACUAGCGCCCGCUCUAGGUGUGACGGGGGCGCUGGGAUUAAGCGGCCUCGACCUCCACGACUCCCCCAAUCCGCUUGGGAGUCUGAUCGUAGUCGCACUCUCAAGCUGCAUAACAGGCCUGCUCCUCGCACCCCUCGACCUCGUCCGCACCCGACUGAUCAUCACCCCAACCUCCACAGCACCCCGCGGCCUCCUCGCCAACCUCCGGCACCUCCCCUCCCUGCUCCCGCCCCGCAAACUCUGGCUCCCCAUCACCCUCUCCCAAACCCUGCCUUCAAUUUUCUCAGCCAGCACCCCUUUACUCCUCCGAACCAAAUUCAAAGUCUCACCAGAAACCACUCCGAACGUGUGGACGCUAGCCUCCCUAACAACCACGACCCUCGACCUCUUCCUCCGCCUCCCGCUCGAAACCCUGGUCCGUCGAGCCCAGAUCUCCUGUCUCAAAUCCUCCGAGCCGGAUUUACUGACCAUUGUUCCCGUGGCCGAGUAUUCAGGGGUCAUGGGAACGGUGUACAAUAUCUUGUACCUCGAAGGGGAAACACGGACGAAGGAUGCAAGGACGGGGAUGGUGAGGGUGAGGAGGGGCCAAGGGGUUAGUGGGUUGGUUAGGGGUUGGAGGGUGGGGUUUUGGGGGUUGGUUGGGGUUUGGGGUGCGGGGGCGUUGGGGGCAGGGGAGGCGAGGGGAAGGGGGGAGUUCUAG
This is a messenger RNA of Recurvomyces mirabilis, 1548 nucleotides long. RefSeq lists its product as uncharacterized. The coding region runs from base 1 to 1548 and encodes 515 amino acids. The record is from RefSeq and is a predicted model, not a curated record. NCBI's taxonomy places the organism in Eukaryota, Fungi, Ascomycota, Dothideomycetes, Mycosphaerellales, Teratosphaeriaceae. The transcript has a single exon.